AUGUAUAUGGGAAGGAAUAAAAUUACAAUUGAAAAGAUUUCUAAUGAAAGAAAUAGACAGGCAACAUUUACAAAAAGAAAGAAUGGUUUAAUUAAAAAAGCAAUGGAGUUAUCAAUUCUUUGUGAUUGUGAGAUUGCAAUGAUUGUUUUUAGUAGUAAUAAUAAACUUUUUCAAUAUAGUUCAAGGGAUAUGGAUAAACUAUUAAUUCGUUAUACUGAUAAUACAGAUAAUACUCGCAAAAAUUUAACAAAUCAAGAUUAUAAUAGAGUUUUUGGAAAUAAAAAGUCAAAGAAUGAUGAUGAAGAUGGGGAUGAUGAUGGAGAUGAAGAUUUAGGUGAAACCCCAACUACGCCACAUGGAAAUUUAAACGCUCACCCAAUUGGUUCAAUGGAAAAUAAUAACAACAAUAAUAAUAAUAAUAAUAAUAAUAAUAAUAAUAAUAAUAAUAAUAUUAAUAAUAAUAAUAAUAACAAUAAUAAUAGCCACCACAAUAAUAAUAAUGGUAAUAAUAAUAAUAAUAAUAAUAAUAAUAAUAAUAAUAAUAGUAAUAAUAAUAGUAAUAAUAAUAAUAGUAAUAAUGGAAAUAGCAAUAAUAAUAAUAAUGGAAAUAAUGCAAAUCAUAAUAUGCAUCAUCAUAAUGGUAAUUCCGCAAAUAUAAGUCCAAUGCAAAUGAGUCAACAAGCAAAUAAUAAUAAUAGUAAUAAUAACAACAAUAAUGGUAAUAAUAAUAGUAAUAGUAAUAGUAAUAAUAAUAAUAAUAGUAAUGGAUACCAACAACAACAGCAAGCAGCACAACAAGCAGUACAACAGGCUCAAAUGGCACAACAAAUGCAUUUACAACAGCAACAACAAUAUCAACAACUACAACAUAUACAACAACAACAACAACAACAACAUCAACAACAACAACAAAAUAUGGGACCAAAUGGUUAUAAUCAUCAACAACAACAGUUACAGCACCAAUCACCACCACCACCACCACAACAACAACAACAACAAAUGCAACAUUCACAACAACAACAAAAUAUGAAUGGUAUAAUUGGACAUCAUUCACCAGUUAUAGUUGGUAAUGGUGUUUCACUAUUACAACCAUCAAAAUGGAGUGCAAGUCCAUAUGGAGAGGACUUGGCUCCAUUAACACCACGUUCAGCAAGUUAUAAAGGAAUUUAUGGUAACCAAUAUCCACCACAAAUGCAACCAGUUGUAAAUAGUAAUAAUAAUAGUAAUGGUAAUAGCAAUAGUAUGAAUAAUGGUAUAAGUUCCCCACCAAUAAAUCAACAAAAUCAACAAAAUCAAAAACCACCAAUCAUGAAUAAACCUGGUGGUGGUGGUCAACCAAUGUAUUAUGAUUAUAAUGGUUAUCCGCAACAACAACAACCUCCACAAAAUUAUAAUUCUAAUGGAGGGUAUUGGGGUCAAAAUGUUUCAUCACCACCACCACCACAACAACAACAAAGCGCCAAUCCAUAUAUACAACAGCAACAACAACCACAGCAUCAAUCUCCAUAUUAUCAUGGAAAUUAUUCUCCACAACAACAAUCACCUGUAUUAAAUUCACAAAAUGGUCAUCAUUCAUCACCUAUGCAUCCACACCAAAUGCAUCACCAACAGCAUCAACAUCAACAACAUCCACAAAUGCAACAACAACAACAACAACAACAACAACAUCAACAACAUCCACAAAUGCAACAAAUACAACAACAACAACAUCCACAAAUGCAACAACAUCAACAACACCAACAACAACAUCCACAAAUGCAACAACAGCAUAUGAACAACCAUCAAAUUAAUCAUCAUCACCUAAAUUCAAGUCCAGAAAUCAACUCUCAAAAAAAUGUUCACUCUUCUCCAUUAAUAAUGAAUAGUAAUAAUAAUAAUAAUAACAAUAAUAAUAACCAUCAUGGCAAUGAUAAUAAUAAUAAUAAUAAUAAUAAUAGUAAUAAUAAUAAUAAUAAUAAUAAUAGUAAUAACAACAAUAAUAUCAACAAUAAUAUCAAUUCAAAUAGUAACAAUAAUAGCAAUGUUAAUAAUGGCAAUAAUAACAAUAGCGGUAAAGUUUAUAAUAAUAAUAAUAAUAGUAAUAAUGGUAAUAAUAAUAAUAAUAAACCAGAACAAACAAUCCCGGUCAAAAUAGAAAAAGAACAUUCAUCCUCACCAACAAUACCAGAACAGCCUUCAAUUAAUGUAUCAACAAGUAGUAAUAGUGCUCAUGUAUUUAAUAACAUUACUAGCAACAGUAACAAUAAUAAUAAUAAUAACAAUAAUAAUAAUAAUAAUAAUAAUAACACCAAUAAUAAUAAUAAUAAUAAUAAUAAUAAUAAUAAUAAUAAUAACACCAAUAAUAUUAACUCUAAUAAUAAUAGUAGUAAUACUAAUGUAAAUGUAAUAAAUAAUUCAUCAUCAUCAUCAACACCACCAAUAUCACCAGCAAAUAUAAAUACACAAUCACCAGCAAUAUCACCAGCGUUAGUACCAGUGGUUACUUCAUUGAAUCCACAAGGUGAAGAAACAUCAAAACCAAAAUUCAAGAAAUCCUUAAAUCUUAGUAUCGUAAUACCAGAGGUUGGUAAUUCAAAAUACCCACCACCACAAUGUAAAUUAACACCAAUCAAUGUUGAAGCCACCAAACAACCCGAUAUUCCAACAUUACCAUCACCACGUGACUUUUAUCCAGAGAUUAAUCUACAUCAUGAUAAUGUAUCUCUAACUCCAAACUAUUGGGGAGGUUGGCAUCAAACUCCAAGAGGUAGUCUUUUAUUAACUGGUAAUGGUGGUAGUAAUAAUAGUAAUAGUAGUAAUAAUAAUAAUAAUAAUAAUAAUAACAAUAAUAACACUAACAAUAAUAAUAUAUCUGGAAAUGGUUCUUCAUCUUCAUCUUCAUCUUCUACUCAAAAUCCAAAUGGUUUCUUGGGCUGUCUUUCUCCAAGAAGUUUUAAUUUUUUAAAUGAAAAUAAUAAUAAUAAUAAUAAUAAUAGUAGUAGUGGAAAUAAUAAUAAUAAUAAUAAUAAUAAUAAUAAUAAUAAUAAUAAUAAUAAUAAUAAUAAUAAUAAUAAUAAUAAUAAUAAUAAUAAUAAUAAUAAUAAUAAUAGUAACCCUGACGAAAGUGACCAAAGUUUUAACCGAAAAAGAAAAUCAAUGGAACCUAAAAAUUAA
Dictyostelium discoideum AX4 is the source of this 3153-nucleotide messenger RNA. RefSeq lists its product as hypothetical. NCBI's taxonomy places the organism in Eukaryota, Evosea, Eumycetozoa, Dictyosteliales, Dictyosteliaceae. The record is from RefSeq and is a predicted model, not a curated record. The coding region runs from base 1 to 3153 and encodes 1050 amino acids. The transcript has 3 exons.